UAAAAAUUUUAUUUUACAGAUUCCGCUACCGAAAAAUGACAUUUACCAGUUGCCAUGGUGAUUAUGUAACUGUAUUGAAUCUGAAAUAGAAUGAUUUGUCAAUAAAUCAUCUAUCUGCGAAAUUAAGUAAAUAAAAUGGAUAUUAUUUUAAUGCCAAAUGAAAUUGAAAUGUAUAUUGAUAGUAUGAGACCUCAAAAUAUGUUAAACCUUGGCACUGAUCAGUGGAUGGAAUGGCAUAACAGAUUACAAAAAUUACAUCAGGAAGCACUACUGGAAGCAGCAGCUUUGAGCGGGGAACACGUUAAGGAGACAUUGGUGUCAUUCGGAAAGACGAAUAUAUUAGUCCAUGAAAUUAUAUUAAUUAGCAUUUGGAAACAUAAAGUAUUGCCGCAUCUGUUAAAGUUGGUAAAAAGACCUGAAUGUACGUUUUUUGCAUAUUCAAUACUGUAUCAUGAAGGUGUGUGUGUUGCACUACUGGAAUUAGUCAUGUUUCACUCCGAUUGUUGUGAAGCCCUUGAUGAAGUGGCUGUGGAUUUAUUAGAUUAUGUAAGUGUUGCAGUCUCCAAACUCUUAAACCAGCAAACUGAAGAAUCCGCCAACCAAGAACUAAUACAACAGCGAAAUAAGAUAUCCUUCGAUAUUGGCAUUAGAUGUUUGACCAUUUUGUUCUACUUAGCAGAAAAUGUUGAUAAAUUACCCAUUACCGUAUGUUCGCGUUUAUACGCUGCAUAUGAUGUACCGGUUUUAUUGAGCGAAAUUAUUUUAAAAAGACCUUGGGUUAAAAAUGAUGGAAACAUUUAUUCAGGUGGUAAAUGGAGAAAAUGGGAUAAUGAACAAUUGCCUCAAGUUGAAGCGCAGGUAUGGUUAACUCUCCGGCAAACUUUGCUGAGUCAAGAAGGUCAUCAAUACUAUUCAAUAACUGCAAAUAGACGUUCACAACUGACGAAAAUCUUACCUAUGAUGAACCCUAUCCUUUUAGAUCAACUAUCCCCCCUAUUUGAAUUAAAGAACUGGCUGUGUCGAGUUUCAUGUUUACAAGAAUAUGCACCACCUAUUAAACCAGUAUUUGUCGAGGCAAUUCUUGAAAUUAAAGAGAAAAUCCUGCAAGAAUGCCAAAGCAAAUGGAAGAGCAUUGCAAAGAAACAGGCACUCAUAAUUUUUACAAAUAACAAGGAAAAAAUACAGCAAACAGCAAAAAUGUUAACUGAAGCAUAUAACACGGAUUUUAUGGAAAAAUUUGAAGUCAAUGAAAGUCAAACUUGUGUCCAAUGCAAUAAAACAGCAGUGCAAAGAUGUUCUCGAUGUAAGAAAUGCUGGUAUUGUUCACGCAGGUGUCAAGUGAAUCAUUGGCCACAACAUAAAGAAAAUUGUUCACAAUAAAGUACAGUUUUUGUACAUUAGUUUGUAGUU
Messenger RNA from Cylas formicarius (sweet potato weevil), 1410 nucleotides. It is a transcript of the gene Zmynd10, whose product is annotated as zinc finger MYND domain-containing protein 10. The transcript is spliced from 8 exons. Lineage: Eukaryota; Metazoa; Arthropoda; Insecta; Coleoptera; Brentidae. Bases 136 to 1380 code for a protein of 414 amino acids. The record is from RefSeq and is a predicted model, not a curated record. Gene Ontology annotation, biological process: outer dynein arm assembly; inner dynein arm assembly; motile cilium assembly. Gene Ontology annotation, cellular component: centriolar satellite; cytoplasm.